Messenger RNA from Volvox carteri f. nagariensis, 585 nucleotides. RefSeq lists its product as uncharacterized. The record is from RefSeq and is a predicted model, not a curated record. NCBI's taxonomy places the organism in Eukaryota, Viridiplantae, Chlorophyta, Chlorophyceae, Chlamydomonadales, Volvocaceae. Bases 1 to 585 code for a protein of 194 amino acids. The transcript is spliced from 3 exons.
AUGAUUCUUAGGGUAUUGCUCGCAGCUGCGUUCGUUCUGGCUGUGUCAUCGAACGCUCUCCAUGAUUUGCUCUUGGAGAAAAUACAGCACUUCAGCGCUGCCAAAGACCUCAAAUUUCAACUCAACUUUGUCUCGGAGGAGUCGCGGAAGCUCCUUGAGAGGCACACAGCCGCUCAGGACAUCACGGACAGCGUAAAUCUUUUGCGGCGACUUCGCAACGCUAACCAGCAGAGCACCAGUAUCUAUGAACUGCUUAGGAACCUUGAGAUAUUGGACAACCUUGCCGAAAGCCAUCCAAUUGUUGCCAUCCUCUGUCGGAGGGCUUAUCUCGCUUCUAUCAUCCUGCGAUGGAUGGCGUUGGGACAGAAACCAUUAGAAGAUGAGCUGCAGCAGGAGCUGGCUACAACCGCAUCCGAGUUUUACCGCAUACAUGUCCGGUCCGUGAUUCGGAGGGGGCUGCUGGAGUACCUGCAUAUCAGCAAGAGUGGCGGCACGAGCUUCAGUGCUGCUGCCAGUGGUCGUACUACAGCACUGACGGGCGGCCGGACGAGGGCCAAGGCUGUAGCAGGCGGGUUGCUCAUAUAG